AUGGAGCCCAUUAUUGAAGGGGCCUGUGGCCCAGCCUCCCAGGCUCACACCCCUGAGCCCAUUCACCAGUUACUCCAGGACCCUCCCCGGGUUAGCUCCCAAUGGGGCUGUGAGCAGGCCUCCCAGGAUGCCCCAAGACUCUCCCCCAAUGGCCCUCUUCAGAGCCCCAUUGCCAGAGCCCAGCCACAUCUCAUCAUGGAGGACGGGACCCUGGCUCUACCUGUGCAGACGCACAGUGACAGCAGCACCAUCAGUGACGUGACCCAGCAUGGACCCUGCCAUCCCCGGCUUCAGGUGCAGGUUGUGGGGGAGGGCAAGGCCCCAUCCAAAGUCCUGGUGGGCUGGGGCAAAGGCUCCAGCAUCGCUGACCAGAUGGCUCCCUUGGGCACUAGAAAGAGCCGGUGGCUACCCUACUUCCCCUCAGGGGAGGAUAGGGCAGCUAUAGCCCAGGGUCCUCUUCCAGCUCCAGCUCAGGUUCCUGCCCAGGUUCCAGCCCAAGGUCAGGGCCAAGGCAAGUGCCCAUGCCCAGCUCAAGCUACAGCUUCUUCUACGUCGCUGCCACCUUCAACUCCAGCUCGAGCUACUACUCCAGUUCUGGAUGUGGCCCCAAUGCCCGUUGUGAUUGAACCUUAUACCUGUACCCUUGGCAACCUGACUGACACCAUUGCCAUCACCAAGAAUCUGUCCCAAGAUCUCCCACUCAGGAAGUGUGGCAACCAAUGGUCAGUCCCCUUGGAGUCUUCCAAAAUGGGCACAUCCUGCCAGGACAAAGUGAGUUUCCAGCCUCAGGAGGAGUCUCUCACCCCACCAUCCACUCCAGUGGGGGCCCCAGACCAUGUCCAGGAGCACAAGGUUACUAGAAGACAAACGUUACCCAAGCAACCUGAGAAACUGGUGGUGAAGCUCCUGGUUGGACCAUGCAACCCAACACCAGGCCCAGAGCUCCCAGGUACCCCCAAGCCCCAGAGGAUUGGCCAAGAGGGCUGCAACUCUCAGCCAGACCAGCAGCCCCUAAACAUCUGCAACAACACCUAUGCCAAUGUGCCACUGCCUACCUACCAAGGAACCUGCCACAGGCAGCCUCCAGUCGAGUCUCCCAGGGAAGCCGUGCAGAUCCCCCCUUCCAGUGCACCCACCUGCCAGCUCCGGGAAGCCAUGGAAGACCGUGUGCUGGUGUUUGAUAUGGCCACGGGCAACACAAGGAUGGGGCUGCUGUGCCAUGACCCCAUGGGCUCACAGGCAGUGCUGGUGGGCGUCAUGCCCAACCGCCCAUCCAUCUACAUCCCUGAGAAUACACAAUCAUUGGCCAUGCCCAUCCACUCCCCUGAUAACAAUCGCUCCAGCUUCUGGUCCACCACACCCAUGCUGUCCAGCCCCGUGCCUUCUAGUCUCUCAUCUGGCAGCUACCGAGAGGUAGCCCUACUUCCCAAAGAGGCUAGGAUCCACCUGGAGUCACAGAACUCUCCUGGUACUGAGACUCCCAUCAGGGUCGGAAUGCUUACUGGGCCCAUCCCACUGGCGAUACCACUCCAGUUUGGUGAGAGGAUACUGACUCAUGUCCCCAAUCCUGGCUGGUCUAAACCCGAUGCAGAAAAAAAUGAACCCAGUCAUACCAUCUGGGUGCUGGACACCUCCAGGAUGCCAGAUGCCUCCAUGGUCCAGACCAAGAAACUGCAGUGGAUAAACUCAGAGCAGAUCCCAGAGCCUGCUCCACCAGCCAAUCCACAGGAAGUACCCAGAACCCAGUUUCAGGAGGACAUGACCAGUCAUAACCGGAAAGAGGUCACUACUGUGCACCUCGACAAUCCUCUAGCUGAAGGUGCUGGGAAGUCCCCUCUCACUGGUCAGCACCCCCUAGCUGAGCAGCCCUGCCUUGCCAGGAAGAUUCCCCCUGCUGGCCAGCCUCUUCUUGCUGACCAGCUGCCCAGCACUGAGCAGCCCUCUAUCACUGGUCAGGCCCUCCACACUGGGCAGACACAGCCCCCCUCCACCAAGGAGCCUCCCCUUCCUGGUCAGCUCCCCCUCACAGGGCAGCCUCUUCUCACUAGGCAGGUAACUCUCACUGGGCAGCCACCCUUUUCCAGAGAACCCCUUUCCACCAAAGACCCCCCUCCCUCAAAAGCAUCCCGUAUCACUAGGGAGCCUGGACAGGCCUCCACCCUGUGCCAGGAAGGUGAGUCCCUAGGCCUGCCUACUCAAGUGAGGGUACUUCAGGUGCCCCUGGCCCCUGAGGAGACCUGUAUCUAUGUGAGCCGAGAGAAGGUCAGCAUCGGGGCCACUCAAAGUUCCAGCAUGCAUCAGCUUGCAUGGCAUUCUGGUAGCCCCCCCAGGGCCCAGGAGGAACAGCUUUCCCUGAUCACAUUCACCACGCCUGGCACUGGCUGCAAGGUCUUGCCCAUGACCAUGGUGGGCACUGAGCCCCAAGGUACCCGACUCAAGAUGACAGCUGAAGACAUCACACAGUCCUCAGUGGUUGCACGCCUCGGCCUGCUCCAUGAGACAUGCAAUGAGCUGGUGUCCACCAUGGAUGCUCUGCCAGUGCAGUCCCCAGUGAUCUGCCGCCACUCCCUGGGCACCUACCAGGACAUGGCAGCCAUAGUGAUAGACACAGGCACAGGCUUCACCAAAUGUGGACUGGCUGGGGAGAACCAUGUCCUCAGUGUGGUGCCCUCACGUGUCCAACUGCUGCAGCACUCAGCCCAGGGCCAGCCCCGGUACGUGGUACCUGAGAACCAAGAGGGCUCCUACCCAGUGCUGAACAGAGGUGUGAUCUCUGACUGGGAUGCACUGGAAGUGUUGUGGCAACACCUGUUCUACUGCAGGCUGGGCGUGCAGCCUGAGGAGCUGGCUGUGCUUGUGGCGGACUCACCUAUCUCACCGCGCACCAACCGAGAAAAGGUAGCUGAGAUACUCUUUGAGCGUUUCCAUGUGCCUGCCAUGCAGACAGUACAUCAGGCCCUCUUGGCGCUCUAUGCUUAUGGGCGCACCACUGGGCUAGUACUGGGCAGUGGCUAUGGCACCUCCUAUGUGGCACCCAUCCUCACUGGGGACCUGGCCCCACCUGACACCUACCGGCUGGAUGUUGCUGGUUGUGACCUUACUGAAUACUUGGCUCAGCUGCUGCUGGCAGGUGGCCACUCACCGCCCAAGGCAGGACUGGUCAACCAGAUUAAGGAGGCCAGCUGCUAUGUGACCAUGGAUAUGGCAGCUGAGAUGGCCUGCACCCAGGCCCAGGCCCCGGUGGACUUUGUUCUCCCAGACAAGCAGGUCAUCACACUGGGCUCUGAGCGCUUUCGUUGCCCUGAGGCCCUUUUCCAGCCCAGCCUGCUAGGCCUCAGCCAGCCGGGCCUCCCACAGCUGGCUCUCCUAAGCAUCAGCCGGCUGGAGGCCAAGCAACAAGAGCAGCUGCUGGCCAACGUGGUGCUGGAUGGUGGCAGCACCAUGUUGAAUGGUUUUCCUGAGCGCCUGAGACAGGAGCUGGGCCCCCGUGCCACUGUACUAGGCUCUCCCCACCGUGCUAUCGCUGCCUGGCUUGGGGGCUCUAUCAUGGCAUCCCGGGACUCCUUCCAGAGCCUGUGGCUCAGCCGUCGUGAGUAUGAGGAAGAGGGCCCGUGGGCCAUCUAUAAGUACCAUCUGUGAGCAUGUAAAAGUUAUGGUUCUGCUUACUUUGAACAC
Trichechus manatus latirostris (Florida manatee) is the source of this 3675-nucleotide messenger RNA. RefSeq names its product proline-rich protein 36-like. The transcript has a single exon. The coding region runs from base 1 to 3639 and encodes 1212 amino acids. The record is from RefSeq and is a predicted model, not a curated record. Lineage: Eukaryota; Metazoa; Chordata; Mammalia; Sirenia; Trichechidae.